Molecule: messenger RNA, 2037 nt
Organism: Miscanthus lutarioriparius
Lineage: Eukaryota; Viridiplantae; Streptophyta; Magnoliopsida; Poales; Poaceae
Source: the annotation of a GenBank genome assembly
AUGGCUGACAUGAAUUUUGAUGAGAUUCUUGAGGUUCCUGACACUCCUGACCAACAGCAGUCAAAAUACCAUGUUUCCAGCUCUAUUGUUGGGAGGGAUGAUACAAUGGCAGCUGCUAAUCCAUCACCAGUGCGCAAACUUAGAAUUAGAUUCAAGAACAAUUCCCUGCAUGGUUCAAGUCAAAAUAAUGCUUGUAGUGUAUUGCCUGCAGCUUCAGAUACUGAUCAUAUUUUCAAACAAGCUGAAACAGCACAGAUUCUGGAACUGAAAGACUAUAAUGCAAAAAUUUCCCUAAAGAAAUCUGUCAGGACAGGGAUAUCUGUUGACAAUGAAAAGAGGGCUGAAAAACAUGGCUUGGAUCAGAGCAGAAGCAUUUCGAACAACAUAAGUUGUAGUGUGACUGGAGGAAGGAAACCUACCUUCCAAGCUAAAGAUGGAGAGGUUGUUCAGCAAGAUGCAGGUCAUCAGAAUGCAAACUUUCUAGGCAUAGGAUCAGGUCUUCCUACUAUCCCAGUGGGAAAACCAGGAAACAGAACAUGCACUAGCACUACUGAUAAGCUGAAAGGUGUAACAGGUGCUGAUGUUUGUCCAGGAUCAAGUUCUGGGGAGAUCAAAGGGGAAGUGACAACUAACAAGGUCAUUGCAGGACCUACAAGCCCUCUAAGCAAUGUGAUUGACCUCACUGAUAAUUCACCAAUAAUGACAAGGCAGAGAUCUAAAGUGAACAAUAAAUUGAUCCCUGGACACAAUAUGGACACAAGGGCCACAAAAAAACUGAGAACAGACACAACUGGCAGGACUUCGGUUCCACCGUCCAAAUAUCAUGCAAACAGCAGCAAUUGUUCUGAAGCUAAUUUAUCAGGCCGCAACAACAAAGGAAAAGGAAUUAGCAGUGAUAUCUUGGAUAGUGAUCAAAUUGGAGAAGCUAAUUUGAGGGGGGUUGAUCUUAGUACUGCUGGAACUUAUGUAAACAAAAACAGUUCUGAUAUAAACGUGGAGCAAGGUUGGAGAACAACACACAACCACACAAGUAAAUUACCCAUUUCAUUUAUGGGUAACGCAACUAGUAGUUCCAGACGGGAAUCUGGAUCUUCCAUGCGAUCUAAUCAAAACCAUGGAUCUGCUGGAGGCAAUCAUAGCUCAGUUAGUGGAGCAACCAUGAUGGUUCCUGAUAGGUUAGGGAAUAAAACAAUAAUGAUUCGUAAAGGAUGGAGAAAAGAAACCUCAACUUCUUCUCAUACUGGUGAAAGCUCUAGUGCUGUGGACGAACCUAGAGGUUCUCUUCAAUCGUCAAAAAUAUCAGCUGGCAGAAAUCAUACCAGUCAUCAGCAUAAUAUUCCUGUAAUAACCAUAGAUGACAUAUUCCCUGAAGCUAGACCUAGUUCGAGUGGAUUCACUAAUGGAACCUCCGUUGAUCCUAACAUAGAAGCACAAUUGGAGUCGGAUGAGUUAUUGGCUCGCCAACUCCAGGAGCAGCUUUACAAUGAAUCUCCUCGUUUUGCCCCAACAGAAGAGAUUGAUGCAAUCGUAGCAAUGUCACUUCAACAUGAAGAAGAUACACAUUGGACAUCUAGGCCUGUAAGGAGGUUCCAAAACAAUACUAGAGAUGCCCGGGCUUCUCGUUUGAGUUCUUAUCGAAAUGCUCUUAGGGCUCGAUUGGCGACAGCAAACGAUAUGAUUUCCCGUCUGCAGAGUACUGCUCCAAUAACACUGGGAUUGGGAGCUGCUUUAGCAAGAUAUCCUGGUGCUUUGCACAUUCAACCAAACAUUGACUUAAAUGACUAUGACGCACUGCUUGCACUGGAUGAAAAUAACCACCAGCACGCUGGUGCUUCAGAAAGCCAGAUCAAUAAUUUGCCGCAGUCAGUAGUUCAGUCCAAUAGCAUUGAAGAUCCAUGUUCUGUCUGCCUUGAAAAUCCUUCCGUGGGAGAUACUAUCCGCCAUUUGCCAUGCUUUCACAAGUUCCAUAAAGAGUGUAUUGACGAGUGGCUUAAAAGAAAGAAACUGUGCCCAGUCUGCAAGUUUGGGAUUAAUUGA